AUGAAAUCUCUGUUCAUCAUACUCGCGUUCUUAUUGCUGUUUGGACUCGUGAUUAAUUACAACACUAAAUAUUCCACUUCUGUCUUUCUAACAAGAGCCUUCUUUCAUGUCGUCCUAUUGAGAAACAAAUAUUUGGGUAUGAAAGAAGGAGAUCCCGAAUCAAGUAUGAUUGGUAUCACCACUCGGGAUUGGAAAGAAGUUUCGUUGGAGGCUCAAACCUUUUACAAUAUGGUUCGUUUUGUAAGAGGUAAACUCCGUGAUGGAGUGUCGGAUGUGGAGCUGAGGGAUGUUUCCUAUCAUGCGUUAGCUCCUCCUGUUUCGUUUCAUAACUCAUUGAGUUUUAAACAUGUUCCUGAAAUUCGGAAUUCAAUAUUUGUAAAGUUGAGAGAUCAGUUCUAUGUUGAGCACUUCUUUGGAAAGGAUCGUCGUGGAAAGGUCAUCUUUCUGUUGCAUGGAGGAUGUGGCUUUGCUGGACACUACGAUGGUCAGGAACUGAGAAGUAUUGUUGAGCACAUGCAACAUAGAUUUAACAGUUCCUUGACACAUAUUCUCUCUGUGGAUUACAGACUCAUGGGAUUGACGGAAGAAGAGAGAGCGAAGAAAAAUGUUUUUGCAUCCACAUUUAGCGAACAAGCAGACGAUGCCAUCCAAGCGUACAAAUGGUUGUUACAAGCAUUUAAGCCUGAGGAUAUUGUUGUUGUAGGAAGUUCAUUUGGUUCUGCCCUUAGUGUAGAAUUGUUACGAAGAGCAGCCAACGAAAACCUUCCAUUGCCAAAAGCUGCAAUUUUAAUUGGUGGUGUCUACGAUUUAAGUAUGAAACUAACUCACAGUAACAAGAAUUCGAGAAAUAAUAUCAUGCUAUCCGAUCAGCUUAUUGACGUUAUGCACAGAGUGUACAAAGAAGAAGAGUCUCCUCUCGUCACAUGGAAGAAUGUCAACAAGGCAGUGUUUUCAACCAAUCUUUAUAUGAUCUACUCAAAUGACGAAGAAUUAACCAAAGACAAUGAAGUGUUCAUUCAGCUUUUAAAGGAUCUCGGACAUCCAUCGGUGAAAGUCUCUGCUGAUCGAAUGAUGAUUCAUGUGCAUCCAAUUUUCGAAUAUUAUUUCCCUGAAGCAAAAGUUGCCAUGUCGAAAAUUAUGGACUUUAUCGAUUCUCUUCAAUAA
Naegleria fowleri is the source of this 1164-nucleotide messenger RNA. RefSeq lists its product as uncharacterized. Gene Ontology annotation, molecular function: hydrolase activity. The transcript is spliced from 2 exons. Bases 1 to 1164 code for a protein of 387 amino acids. The record is from RefSeq and is a predicted model, not a curated record. NCBI's taxonomy places the organism in Eukaryota, Heterolobosea, Eutetramitea, Acrasida, Naegleriidae.